AUGUCAGACUUCAUCGAACCGGCCGCCACGGUAGCGAAGCGUGACUCACCCGUGCACCAGUCUUUGGAAGAGAUAGAGGGCGAUCUCCCUAUGGACGAGUCAAUAAUUUCACUAUUCCCUCCCGGUUCUGUUGUGCUCUCGGCCGAAUCAUACGGUUCAUCCGCAUGGACACAGACGGGCUGCAUAACUGUCGAAUUACGCGACGGGGACUUGAAAAAGUACUUCUUGAAGCUCGCACUAAGAGACCAUGGGAAAAAAAUGCUGCAUGGCGAGUUCGCAGCUAAUUGUGCCAUCGACUCCUUGUGCCCAGGAUUGGUCCCCAAACCUCUUGGUUGGGGCAAGUUCAAUGUCGGUUUUCCCGAGACUCACUUCAUAAUAGGUGAUUUCAAGGACAUACAGUUGGGCCUCCCAGAUCCGAUCAAGCUUGCAAAGCGAGUGCUUCAGCUGCAUAGUAACAUUGCACCCAAUGGCAUGUUUGGAUUUCAUGUGACAACCUUUAACGGCAAGGUCAACCACGUCACAGAUUGGGACCCAAGCUGGCGGAAGUUCUUCACUCGGCUGCUAUCCAAUACGCUCAGGGUCGAUGCAGAAGCGAACGGCCACUGGCCAGAAUUGGAUGCUGUGGCCGAUCAGUUGCUCUCUGCUGUGUGUCCGAGACUUCUCGAUGUGCUACAGACUGGAUCUGAGCCCAUUUCUCCCAGGCUCAUUCACGCCAACAUUUGGGCGGGGAAUACGGGCACCGAUGAGGAGACUGGUGAUGUCCUCCUAUACGACUCAGGGUGCUACUACGCUCAUAACGAAAUGGAGUUGGGUAUGUGGCGACGUGAUGCUGCACACUAUUUGGGCCAGAGAUACCUUCACGAGUACCAGCAAUUGUUCCCUCCCUCUUCCCCAAAGUCAGAAUUCGACGACAGGAACAGGUUGUACUGUCUACAUUACCUCAUCAACUAUUCUGCGGGCCAUCCAGAAGCUAUAAGCAGACACACCGCGCUCAAUGAUAUGGCCUACCUUUGUGAGAAAUACGCGCCGCUGGAGGGACUCCCGAAGUAUGACUCUCAAAAAGAUCCAGCGAUACGCAAGGAGGUGGAUAUGGGCGCGGAUAACAGCAGUUGUUGA
This is a messenger RNA of Diaporthe batatas, 1116 nucleotides long. RefSeq lists its product as uncharacterized. The record is from RefSeq and is a predicted model, not a curated record. Bases 1 to 1116 code for a protein of 371 amino acids. The transcript has 4 exons. NCBI's taxonomy places the organism in Eukaryota, Fungi, Ascomycota, Sordariomycetes, Diaporthales, Diaporthaceae.